AUGCGUUAUGGGAUUCAAUUAGCGACUACUCUCAAGGACGAAGACGGUGACGACGUGUUCAAAUACAUAUCCUGCGAUCUGUACAAGGAGAAAUGCUGUCCCAGAGAGGAGAGGCUUCGUGCAGUGGUAUAUUUGGGCUCCACAUACAAAAGCCGAGUGCAAGUGGAGGGUUUAUUGGAUAGUGUGCGCGUGAAGCCAAGAAUGGGCGCUGUUCGGUUACAUUAUUGGACCUGGGACGCCAUGGAGCUUUUGUCAAGGCAAGGCGCCAUCAAGCCACUAUUCGGUACUGCAGAGGACGUUUGGAAGCGUGGGGCUGCGUUCGCGGACACGACUGACGAACCCUCCAAGACGCGGAGUCCUACAGGCAGGCAAGAAAUCCCAACCUGCAACACAGACGGUGGGAAAUCCAGGAUGACGAUCGUGCCUUGUAUCUAG
Stereum hirsutum FP-91666 SS1 is the source of this 435-nucleotide messenger RNA. RefSeq lists its product as uncharacterized. NCBI's taxonomy places the organism in Eukaryota, Fungi, Basidiomycota, Agaricomycetes, Russulales, Stereaceae. The record is from RefSeq and is a predicted model, not a curated record. The transcript is spliced from 2 exons. Bases 1 to 435 code for a protein of 144 amino acids.